Molecule: messenger RNA, 1369 nt
Organism: Lutzomyia longipalpis
Lineage: Eukaryota; Metazoa; Arthropoda; Insecta; Diptera; Psychodidae
Gene: pck
Exons: 3
Coding region: 121-840 (239 amino acids)
Biological process (GO): regulation of tube size, open tracheal system; septate junction assembly
Cellular component (GO): septate junction; membrane
Source: RefSeq, a predicted model, not a curated record
UACUGGAGAAGUGUCGCCGCGGAGACUCUUUAAUGGAAACGUCAGAGCUCAAGCCUGUUGUGUGUUUUAUUUUGAUUUGAGUGACAAAAGUUCCAUUAUCCCUGCGUUUCCUGCCACAAGAUGAGUAGCACAUCGGAGAAGAAUGAAUACCCGAGGGCAUCAAACACUCUCGUCUUGGGAGCUCUACUCUCCUACGUGGCCAGCGUCUUUUUGAUGAUGUCCUUCUGUUCUCCGUAUUGGAUUGAGUCCUACGAGGAAUCCUUCAGCAAUUUCAAGAACAUGGGACUCUGGGAGUACUGUUUCCGGGAUUUUAGCUACCCCUACUACCAGUUUCCUCGUCUCUUUGACGGCUGCCACCACAUCUUUAGCCAUGAGUACUACGUCAUCCGGGAGUGGCUGCUACCGGGAUGGCUAAUGAUUGUUCAAUUCUUUGUUACAAUUGCCUUCCUUUUAACUUUCGGAGCUUUAGCCAUUAUGGCAUUGGAACUCAUUCGCUGGCCUCUCAAGUUUGUUCUCCGCUACGAGUGGCUUCUCACCCGGAUCUCCUUCAUUUGUAUUGCCAUCUCAUCCGUAUGCCUCUUCCUUGCCACAGCAAUCUUCGGUGGCAAUGCCUAUCGUCGCGAUUGGCUGCUCUAUCCCAAGUUCAACGUUCUCUCUUGGUCCUAUGCACUAGCUGUAGUUGCUUUCAUGAUUCUUGGUGUGGCUGCUCUUGUCCUUUUCGGUGAAUCUAGACGAUCCUACGAAUUGCGUCGUGAAGCAAAGAAUCUCGUCAUGCAGAUGCAAAUGCAAGAACCAGGAUUCCAUCCGCACCACCACAGAAGUCUCCAGGGAUACAUCUAGGAUGGUCCUCAUUCUUCCACCAUCACAAAACAUACUUCCUCUUCACUUCACUGAUAAAUCUCAAAAAUGAGACGACAUCUGUGGCCGCUGCACCCCAAACGAUCUUGAAUCUCACUAAUUUUUGGCAUUUUUUUUUAUAUUGAGUUUAGGCGCAUAUAGCGAAUCUCGUUGACAUGCGCUCUACUACAAUAAUAAUUAUAAAAAAAUAUAUAUUUAGAACAUAACAUUCGAAAGAAUGUGUAUUAUGUACAUGAAAGUCUAAUUAGAGCAAUGUAGUUGGAACUAUUGGAGAAAACUGAGAGUUUUCAUCCAUUCAUUUCACUUAAAAAAAAACAGGACUUUCCUACAGAGCUUCAACAUUUCCGUCCAAAAUAAAUUCACUUAAUGUGAAUUUAAUCUCAUGUAUUGUCGUUUUUAUACGAAAUUGUGUCUUAUUUUAACUAUAUAGUAUUAGAUUUUUCGAAAGACAUUUUUGUAUAUGGAUACAAAAAGAGAAAGAAACGAAUAAUAAAAAUGUUUGUCUACAACA